AGUGGGCCUUACCUGGUCAAAUAAAAAAUUUUUAGUUUAAACCCCUGCUGGAAGAAUGUCAUUCAGAGCAGUCAACAGCUGUUCACAAUCCCAGGCAUGUGCCAGCAGUUGCAUGUCCACAUUUUCAUGGCAAGGGUCACCAGCUUAAUAUCACAAGUCACUGUCGGGUUCUCACAAAGUAGGAGCUAUUUGAACCACCCUAUAGGAUGACCUGGCCGAGUAGAUCAUCAGCAAAAUGUGAGCCUGUGUCAUCAAGCGCUGCUCUCUGGACGGUACGGAGGCGAAUCUCAAACCGACGACGAAGGAACAUCAACGUCACACAAUUCUGCACAUGUGGUAUUGUUUGUUGUACAGGUCAAACGGUCGUGUACUCUGCUCCCUUAAACAUCCAUGGGGGUUUUUCUGUUGCUGUUCAAAUUGUAGAUUGUAAGUUGGAUGGUUUCGGGAGCAUGGAUUGGGCCACAGGGGGAGGAAUGCUGAGCGUGAGUUGGGAAAUUAUUAACGCCGAAAAAAACAUUAUUUCUGCACAAAACGAAUUUUUAUUUGACUUGUUGAGAGCUGCCAGCGACGAGACAUCUCAAAAUGAACAUUAAAGCCAUCUUAUUGCUGUGUCUGUUUCUCAUUCUUCAAAGUGUUCGUGCCAGAGUGUUCGUGUCGCGGCUGGAGGCGGCGUCCCUGCUCGCACGGCAGCGCAGGGCCAACUCGCCCUUCAGCAUGGAGGAGACGAAACAGGGCUCGCUGGAGAGAGAGUGCCGCGAGGAGACGUGCAACUUCGAGGAGGCCAGGGAGAUCUUCGAAGAUGAUCAACGCACGAAUGCAUUUUGGACUCUAUACAUAAGGCCCAACCCGUGUUUGUCGAACCCGUGUCAGAACGGAGGCACGUGCCAGCACACGCACACCGUCUACAUGUGCGUGUGCCCGCGGGGCUGGGAGGGCCGCGUGUGCUCUCAAGAGGUGAGCACCGGUCAGUCGUGCAAGGUCAACAACGGCCGGUGUGACCACUACUGCGAAGAGGAGGAGGCGGCUGCGGCUGGGGGAGGGCGCAGGGGGGCGGUGUGCAGCUGUGCGCCCGGAUAUCAUCUCGCCAGGAACAGGCGAUCCUGCAUGGCCACGGAGGCGUUCCCGUGUGGCCGUGUCGUGUCGCCCAAGUCCGAGAUUCUCAUGGGAAACUCCUCCGAGGCUGCUACCCACGUCCCGCCCAGCGCUCACGCUGCCAACGUCAACAGCAGCAGCAUCGGCGACGACUCUGAGCCUCCAGCCUCGUUCGGACAAUCGAACCACAGAGGGCGCGUGGUGGGAGGCAAGGAGUGUCCGCGCGGGCAGUGCCCCUGGCAGGUGCUGAUUAGCCGCAAGGGAGCACCCGUGUGUGGAGGAACCAUUCUCAGCCCCCAGUGGAUCCUGACAGCCGCACACUGCACCAUAUACGAGACCAAGAACCUUCGAAUAUUAGCUGGGGAGCACAAUGUGGACGAGGUGGAAGGUUCGGAGCAGGAGCUCGGCAUCCUCCGAAUAGUCGACCACCCCAGCUUCAACAUAAAGAUCUCCUACGACAAUGACAUCUCGCUCAUCCAGCUGAGCCGCCCGAUCCAGUUCACGAGAUACGCGCUGCCCAUCUGCCUGCCCAACCAGCGGUUCGUCAGGGGGGUGCUGCGCUCCGUGGUGGCGGGGACGGUGAGCGGAUGGGGCAAGCUGAACGAGUUCGGGCCGGCAGCGGGGAUCCUGCAGCGCUUGGAGGUGCCAUACGUCGACGAUGAGCAAUGCCGCGCCGCUAUGGGCAGCAAAGUCAUCACGGCCAACAUGUUCUGUGCCGGCUACGAGACGGGCGGCCAGGACUCGUGCAGCGGAGACAGCGGAGGGCCCCACGCCACGCGAUACGGCAGCACCUGGUUCCUCACCGGGGUGGUGAGCUGGGGGAAAGGGUGCGCGCGUGAAGGGAAGUUCGGCGUUUACACCAAAGUGCUCAACUACCUCGACUGGAUUGCGCAAACGAUGGCGGAGACGGAGAGUCACACGCUUCCAGAGCCCGCACAGCACUAACACCACCGCCACCAUCACCAGCACUACCCCCAUCAUCACCACUACCCCCAUCAUCAUCAUCACCACCGCCACCAUCACCACUA
Petromyzon marinus (sea lamprey) is the source of this 2120-nucleotide messenger RNA. RefSeq names its product coagulation factor X-like. Gene Ontology annotation, molecular function: serine-type endopeptidase activity; calcium ion binding. The record is from RefSeq and is a predicted model, not a curated record. Lineage: Eukaryota; Metazoa; Chordata; Hyperoartia; Petromyzontiformes; Petromyzontidae. Gene Ontology annotation, biological process: blood coagulation; proteolysis. Gene Ontology annotation, cellular component: extracellular region.